GACUAAAGUGCAACUGCUUUCCAGAAUGCGGGCACUGUUCAGAGUCCUGAAUCCCUUUCUUUUGCUGAUGCUCUUCGGAUUAUAUCCGUCAAUGACCAUUGGGCCCAAGGAGGGCUGGCAGGUGUACAGCUCUGCGCAGGAUGCUGACGGCCGAUGCAUCUGCACCGUGGUGGCCCCCGAACAGAACCUCUGCUCCAGAGACGCCAAGAGCAAGCAGCUCCGUCAGCUGCUGGAGAAGGUGCAGAAUAUGUCCCAGUCAAUAGAGGUGCUCAACCUGCGGACGCAGAGGGAUUUCCAGUAUGUCAUGAAAAUGGAGAAUCAGAUGAAAGGACUGAGGACUAAGUUCAGGCAAAUUGAGGAUGACAGAAAAACUCUAAUGACCAGAAAUUUUCAGGAGCUUAAGGAAAAGAUGGAUGAACUGCAGCCCCUGAUCCCAGUUCUGGAGCAGUACAAAACGGACGCCAAACUGAUCUCCCAGUUCAAAGAGGAGAUCAGAAACCUGUCCGCGGUUCUGACGGGGAUCCAGGAGGAGAUCGGAGCCUACGACUAUGAUGAGCUGCACCAGAGGGUCAUCAGUCUGGAGAGCAGGCUGAGGAACUGCAUGAGCAAACUGACGUGUGGAAAAUUAAUGAAAAUCACUGGACCUGUAACAAUAAAGACAUCUGGGACGAGAUUCGGGGCAUGGAUGACUGAUCCAAUGGCGUCUCAGAGAAACAACAGGGUAUGGUACAUGGACAGUUACACCAACAACAAGAUAGUCCGCGAGUACAAGUCAAUGGCUGACUUUGUGUCUGGGGUGGAGUCGCGAACCUACAACCUUCCCUUCAAAUGGGCCGGGACCAGCCACGUGGUCUACAACGGCUCCCUGUACUACAACAAGUACCAGAGCAACAUCAUUGUCAAGUACAGCUUCGAGACGGGUCGGAUCUUGACCCAGCGGGCGCUGGAGUACGCUGGCUUCCACAACGUCUACCCCUACACCUGGGGGGGCUUCUCGGACAUCGACCUCAUGGCCGAUGAGCUGGGCCUGUGGGCGGUUUAUGCCACCAAUCAGAACGCCGGCAACAUCGUCAUCAGCCAACUGGAUCCUCAGACCCUGGAGGUUCUGAAAACCUGGAAUACAGAGUACUCCAAAAGGAACGCCGGGGAGUCCUUCAUGAUCUGCGGGACCCUCUAUAUAACCAACUCCCACCUGACCGGGGCCAAAGUCUACUACUCCUACAACACCAAGACCUCCACCUACGAGUACACCGACAUCCCUUUCCACAACCAGUACUUUCACAUUUCCAUGCUCGACUACAACGCAAGGGAGAGAGCUCUGUAUGCCUGGAACAAUGGGCACCAAGUGUUAUUUAACGUCACACUGUUCCACAUCAUCAAAACUGAGGACGACUCUUAGGGCCCUACAGUGGAGCGCCAUCAUUUGCGGUGAAGGACUUUUGUAUCUAUUUAUGUUUAUCCAAAGUGGACAGUACUGACAUUUUUAGCUCCUUGACAACACUCGCCUUUUUGUAUGCUCGCUUCAGAACUCGUUAAAACUAAACAUGGAACCCAGUUGCAAUACAAUCUUGUUAAGAGAAUAAUGUUACAUUUGCUCUUUU
Molecule: messenger RNA, 1601 nt
Organism: Megalops cyprinoides (Indo-Pacific tarpon)
Lineage: Eukaryota; Metazoa; Chordata; Actinopteri; Elopiformes; Megalopidae
Gene: olfm3a
Product: olfactomedin 3a
Exons: 6
Coding region: 26-1399 (457 amino acids)
Biological process (GO): signal transduction
Source: RefSeq, a predicted model, not a curated record